AUGCCCAAGAGGCCUAGUGGUGGUGGGCAGCCCAAGCAGAAUGACAAUCUGGUGCAAUCCAAGAAGACCCUAGAUGUUUUCCUGACCGACAGGCUGGCAAACGAGGAGCAUGCGACGAAGUUCUACACGUGGAUUGGUUCCGAAUUUCCUCCAGCUCAUGGUACGACCUAUGCCACAGAGGCGGACCUGCUGCAGGAAGGGAACUCCUUGCACCUGCGGCCGUUUCAGCUUCCAUUCCGGAUAGACUAUGGCUUGCGGGGCACUAGCGACGCAGAAGAUCAGCAUGCCUUGUGCCAAUUGAUUCUGUUGAAUGGCUUCCAAACAGAUCCCAAUCGACCAGGAGUUGAAAAAUUGGUUGGAUGUGCUGUCCAAUCCCAAUGGCUCUACACCCCCGCAUCGAAGAUUACCAGUGCAGAUCUGUCGGAGCCCACACUUGCAUCACCAGGAAAACUUUUCCUUGUCAAAGGUUGGAACAGGUGCCUUUGUGCUUUGGGCAUUCUCUACUGUUGCUAUGACACGGGCCUUCUGCUCCAGGAGGGCACCGUGUAUGCCACGGUUGUCAAGUCUGACAGCAACUUGGUGGUGAACACCAAUCGUGGGGUGACGCUUGGUGGGUCCCUUCGGAGACGUCCCAAUGCAUUCAAUCUACUUCACCAACUUGAGUUCUUGGAGCGUUCGGGCAUGACCCAAGAGAUGUCGGUGAAAUCUCUCGAGGCACAUGAAAGUGUUUCAGCGUUUGCACAAGCGUACAGUUUGGGGGAGAAAGAGUCAGCCGCAGCAGUCAACCUGUUGAAACACAUCCCCACGAACAUCAAGGAAGCUCUCACUGAGCUGGUUCGGUUUGAGCUUCGGCAUGCUGACUCGGACAUCCUGCAGAUGCUGGAAACUUCGGUCCCCCCAGCAGAUGUGGAACGGGUGAGUAUCUUCUUGCAGCCAUUGAAGAAGUACCAAUCCGAGGUGGAGAAGCAAACCAAUCUGCGAGCUGAGCUGUCCAGCCAGUUGCUGAACACCACGUGGCAGCAAACCGAGCUCCAGUGUGCAAAUGACCUGGCCAAGUUGGCUGAGUGGAGCCAGCAGUUUGAGAUGUACGCUUCCAAACAGGCUGCCUUGGAUUACAAGCACAUCAAUGACAGGUUUCACAAGGGGAAAUCCAUUGUUGAUCAGUUCAUGUCGGAGAAGCAUCAGCUAGUGAGGGUGCCAUCAUUGGUGCUGGCCCAUGCAUCGAUCGUCCAGCUACAAGCAAAGAUGGGAACCAAUGCGCUGACGAUCUUGGUGGGUGACUGCACGCUCUGGCCAACUAGGUGUCUCAUCCGGAAAUGCCCAGACGGUUUCCUUUUGGCUUUUGCCGCAGUGGCACAACAACGCGGCAAAGCAGGCUACUCUGAAGCACAGUCAAUGGACACCUUCGAGAUUGCGCUCAACUUUUCAGAUCCCCAACACCAAGGAGACCGUCGCAAGAAGUCGCAACAGUGCUUGGCCGGUAUCUCUGGCAGCCAUGCCAACCCCGCCUUUGGACGUGGCAAGGCACUUCUUGGAAGCCUCAGCGGCAUCGAGAGGAGCAGGGUCUCAGAGUUAUCAAACCCGGAUCCAGACAAGCCUUUGGCCCCGAACUUCAGGGUCCAACAGCGAGGCAUUCCAGCCACGCGGAAGAUCCUUCUCAAGUUGCUUGAGGGCAUGAACGAUCACCAGGGGCAAAAAGUGUUGGUGGUGGACAUGAUCUCUUCGAGGAUCCCUGACAUGGUGAACCAGAAGUUCGCAGCCACCCAUGCCGAUGCCAUCAAGAAGUUGGAGGAGACGAUCAGCCAAGAGACCCAGAUCCAGUCCGUCAUUCGCCGGCUUGAGUCAAAUGCCUCAGCCGCUGCAGGUGGCAGCAGGACCAUGGCCAGCCCACAAUGGGACAAUGACCCCCCGGUGAACUGGCAAGAAGGGUGCGCAACCAUUGCGAGGGAGCCUGGCCUAAACGUGGCCUUGACAACAUUGGGAUCUUUGUGGAUCUUGAAUCGGGGCAAUUCAGAAAUUGAACUUCCGGCUGGUGAGCUGUUUGGUUUCAACACCGACCAACAUGGAUCUUUGACGGGGAGUAUCCCAUGGCACGUUCCCCAUGACAAACUCAUUGUGGCAGUGGUGCCAACAGCGGCAACCAGUGAGAAGCGCAUUUGCACAGUGGCUGAUGCAAUUUGCGAUGUUACACGCACACGUGGAAUCACAGAAAUCCGUUUGACGGAUCAUGCAUUGGCCGCCAAGGUCAAGGUGAUGCCGGAUGGAUCGCAAUUGGCACUAUCCUACAGAUACACCGUCCAGGCAGACCAGAAGAUCAACGCGUUCAAGCCCCGUGAACUGCAGGGUGAUGACAACAAGCUCCACUUGCGAGCUGCCCUUUUUGGCAGUUUGUGGUGCAACAAGUUGAACCAGCUACCCAACGCGCCGCACGUGGGCAUUGUUUGGGAGGCACAUGGUCUUUACGCAGAGUUUACGUAA
Messenger RNA from Cladocopium goreaui, 2478 nucleotides. Lineage: Eukaryota; Dinophyceae; Suessiales; Symbiodiniaceae. The record is from the annotation of a GenBank genome assembly.